AUGGUAAAAAGUGGAGGCGCGUGUCUCUACAAAGAGGCGCGACUGAAUAUUGAGCCCGCCUUUCCCGGGUCGACCGUCUCUUUCACACUCCCGGCGCACACCAAUUCAACCUUUGGUACACGCGCCACUGCAAAGCGCACUGUCAUCACAGAGCAGUAUGCCGACCAGGACGAAGAGUCGUUCAUGCGCCGCAACCUAGCCACUGAUGGUUCAUUGUUCUUUCGAAAACACCAUGAAUACCCGCGAACUUUUCUUUGGCGCGUCCUGAACAACAGGAACAUUCUCGAGAUUCAGGCCGCCGACCUAGACCACGACUCGAGCCACAACCUCGAGGCCAACCUCACGCUUCUGCUCAAGUUCCCAUCACCGAUUCGUCCGUUCUGUGUCGCAUUCGCCGAGCCCGUCGACCGCGAUGCGCUGACCGUGUUCGCGAUCACCACCGCAAACGAGCUCUACACCAUCACCCUCCACCGCGAUUUCUUCACGAGCCCCGCAGCCUCAGAGCAGGAGAUUGAGAACUGGUGCAAGACGUCAGAGCCCGUCCUGUUCAGCGGUCGUAUUCCUUACAGGCUCGAAAGCUUGGCCGUGGAUGAUCUGCUCGUAUCGCUGGACGAUGGCGCGAUCUGCCGUCUGCUAUGGGACAGGGACAACAAAGUGUGGGAGGGCUCGCGGUACCAGAACAGCAACUGGUCGGUUCGUGGACUUCUGUCGUGGAAGACGCAGCCCACGGUCAGGUUCGACAGUGCAGACUUCGCUGCCUCUGCAGCCGCAGCUGUAGCGCUGUCGCCAGACAAGCAGCACAUUCUCUCGGUUUCUCUGGAUCACACACUACGAGCCUGGAACGUAGCCUCAGGAAAGCCUGGCGCGCAGACUGAUCUGCUUGGGCAGUCAGGCGCAUUAGAGAGGACGAACGCAAACGGGCAUGCCAAUGGCAAUGGCUCGUACUUCAUUGGGUCAUCGCAAGCGAAGCUCAUGGCUGUUCUGGACAUUCCAGGCGGUGUUGAGGGCGCGAACUACCACAUCGUCACAUACUCCCCCAAGCAGCACCAGUUCAGAUUCUGGGGCGUACGAGAUGGAGAUGAUCUGCACAACGGCAUCGUCGACGUUCAACCGCUUGUCGAGUUCGUACCGCCGGUCGACGAACUCAUGAACACAACGGUGUGGUCUAUGGAAGAGUUCCACGUCAUCCCUGGACCAGCUGGAACGUGGAGGGGCACAGAACUGUGGAUUCGUGCUAGAUCUGGACCCAGCAGCAGAGUCUAUUCGCUGAAGUUCGACCUUCACGACGAGCCUGAUAGCUUGGAGAGGGUCUGGAAGCACGAGUGGGUCUCGGUUGACGCUGGGCCAUUGACGGUGGAAGGACUGAAGCGCAGCCCCACCUUCCCAGAUCAACAAGACACCGCCAACGAUGAUGUUGACACCUCUGGGCAAUGGCUUGAUUUUCUUUUCUACCCCGGACGAUUCACGACCGCCACUUUGGAAACAGCUCUGAACAUCUUUGCUCGAGGCAUUGAUAGAAAGCGACCAAGCAGGGCGGUAAGCACGGGGUCUCUGAAGGAGCGCAUAUGCUCAACAGUAUCAAUGCUUGCAGCCAAAGCACCCAAUAGUACCCGCGAUGUAGAUGAUUUUGAAGAUGCAGUCUCGGCGCAAUGGCAGGCGUUCUACGGCUUGGUCAAGGACCUACACAAGAGAAGGGGCGAGUCGCUAUCGCUUGUCUACGACGCUGAGAUGUCUGCGCCAUGGCUGGUGCUCAGCGAUUACGUUUCGGCCAUCCGCGUUUGCAGCGAGCUCGAGCUUACGACGCUCAACGCAGCGGCAUUGACCAGCACGCAACCUCUGAGGGGUCCUCUCGCCAGGGCUUUGGACAAGUCGACGCCUGAUGUGGCCCGUCUCUUGAACGCAGCCUCCUCAUUCCGACAAAGGCUACCUUCGUUUGUACAGCGUGGGGUCGAACGCCAGCUCGAAGCCGAUGCACUUCAAAGCCGAUCGCUCACAGUCAUUGAUCGCAUGGAACUGAUUGAGUCACAAAGCGAGCUCGUGCAACAUGUGUCGGAAGAGGAUCUGGCUCUUAUUGUAGAUGAGCUCGGGACAGAGAUCAAGGACCUCAGCAGCGAGACGUUCUUGCAGGCCAUCCGCAUACUGCCCUUCGACGAGGAAGGUCGACCGAACAACCGCAAACAGCUCGCACGCUUCGGGUUGAAUGCAUUGCUGCGUGUCUCACAGGAGACAUUAGAGCGGGACUACCAUGCGGUACUCGAUCUGCUGGUACUCUUGCUGGUCAUGUUUGUCGAGCUCGAGGGGGAUCCGCCGGAAGGCUUCGACGCGACCGAAGUCUUUGUUGAGUUGGCGCUAAAAUUCAGGGACUACAUGACAGUAUCAUGGCUAGCCCGCACAGUCUGGUCUCACCAGACCUCCACAGGGCCUGCCUCUGAGGCUGUGAACCGAACACUGAGCGAGAACCUCAAGACAGGGAAGAAGCUACCCAUCACGCAGACAGUAAUGGAAGGCAUCUAUGGCAUCCGAUUCUUUGAUCUUCCGAUGCCAAAAGGCCUAAGGGCUCGUCAGCUGACGUACUGGGGCCGCGCCUGGGUGGCUUCAAUGUUCAAGGACGAGUACAUGUAUGACUCUGUCGUUGAGGACAACAUGGGCAUCCUGCUCUAUCAGAAGGAGUAUGACCUCGCACUGGACUUUGCGAAGUUCCUCACCGAUGGCAACUGGGCUACCUACUUGAAGGCCCGACUACAUGUUGCUCUCGGCGAGAAUGCACUUGCCUCCGUCUACUUCCAGAAGGUGGCAUACACACUCGCUCUGGGCAUGUUUAGCGUCGAAGAUGUCGACUCUGUAGGUCUCGUAUCCGAGACCGAUCGCAAUCUCUUUUCCGAAGGUCUUGCCAAGUACUACAGCCAUGUUGUGGGCUUGUUUGAGAAAGUGAAGGCUUACUCAUACGUUGCUGAGUUUGCACAGCUUGGGCUUCGAUCAUUGACAGGUCGGGAAGAUCAAGAGACAAAAACCGAGCUCCUUCAACGCUUGUUCUCUGCAUCGAUACAAACAGCCAGGUUCCAAGAAGCCUACACGGCAAUGACGCGGCAUAGUGAUGCGGCUUUGAAACACUCGUCCCUUCAGACCCUAAUCAUAUCCAUGGUCGGACAGUCGCAAGCUGCGACGCUCCUGAUGUUCCCUUUUGUGGGUCUUGCGGACGACGUCGACACCAUCCUAUCAUCACUGUGCCACAAAAUACUGAACGUAGGAUCCGGACCUCCAUACCACCAGAUCCUCUACUCCUUCCGUAUCUCGCGCAACAACUUCCGCGGCGCAGCGUCGAUCCUCUACGAACGACUGCAGCGCCUCAAGACAACGUCAUCGAAAUUCCAGGAUCCUGCAAACGACUCGCUGAUCCAAUCGUACCUCAUGAUCAUCAACACGCUCUCCUCCGUCGCCAAAGAGGACGCAUACAUCCUCACCGAGCAAAAGAUCGAUGAGACAGCGCCGCCACAAUGGGGACUGGGGAAGGCAAAGAAGCUACUCAAGCGGCAGAUUGUUACGCUCGAUACGCUGAGGAAGGAGUACCAGGCUGAGCUUGAUCGGAUAGCGGCGAUUGAGAGUGGACAGUUUCCGUUUGUGGAUCCGGCGGAUGAUGUGGAUAUCCUAUGA
Didymella exigua CBS 183.55 is the source of this 3651-nucleotide messenger RNA. RefSeq lists its product as uncharacterized. Gene Ontology annotation, cellular component: nuclear pore. Gene Ontology annotation, molecular function: structural constituent of nuclear pore; protein binding. The record is from RefSeq and is a predicted model, not a curated record. The transcript is spliced from 3 exons. Lineage: Eukaryota; Fungi; Ascomycota; Dothideomycetes; Pleosporales; Didymellaceae. The coding region runs from base 1 to 3651 and encodes 1216 amino acids.